AUGUCAGAUGGGCCGAUCUCCCGUGCCAGCUGCGCCGCCGUGCUGCUGCUGCGCCGCGCCGCCGGCCGUCGCCGUGCGUGCUGCUGCUGUCGCCGGCGCCGCCGCUGCCGCGCCGCGCCCGCCGCUGCCAGCCGCCGCCGCCGGCGCCUCCCCCUCCCCCUCGGUGUGUCGCCGAAGCCCAGCCGGCCGAAACGGCCAGCGACGCAGAGCAGAGAAGAAGCUAGGAAAGAAAAGGAAGGAAAGAAAAGAAAGAAGAAAGAGGAAGGAAGAAGAAGAAGAAAAAAAGAGAAAGAAAAAGAAAAAGAAAAAAAAGAGAAAAGAAAAGAAAAAAAGAGGGAAGAAGUUGGAAAUUUUCGGAAUUUCGUCGGAUUCAUCGUCAAACUUUCGAAGGCGAAUUCUCGGUGGUGCUGCUUUUGGGCGUUCUUGAUCGAAUUUCUUUCGUCGCUUUUGGUGAAAGGUAUGUUUAGUUGCUGACGUGCAUUGGGGUUGGAUCUGGGUAGUUGCACGCACGCCCUCACCACAAAGCCGAUAGUCACCCGGUGAUUGAGUUGAGCUUUGUUGAUGGGUUGGCGAUGGUUUUGGUAUAUGUUGUGGUGGGACGCUGGUAGCGUCGUGAAGGUUAUUUAUAUGAUGGUUAUAUCUGUUUUGGCUGUCUAAGAUUUGUUUCUUAUGGUCAGUUAUACCGCUCUUCAGAGGAAAUGCUGCUAAAAUUUCCUAUUUUCAGAUGAUUAGGCUCAGUUGGAGGUAGGGUGUUA
This is a messenger RNA of Phragmites australis (common reed), 755 nucleotides long. RefSeq lists its product as uncharacterized. The coding region runs from base 1 to 474 and encodes 157 amino acids. NCBI's taxonomy places the organism in Eukaryota, Viridiplantae, Streptophyta, Magnoliopsida, Poales, Poaceae. The record is from RefSeq and is a predicted model, not a curated record. The transcript is spliced from 4 exons.